CUGUGACUGAGUGAGUGGCAUCCGGUAUGUACCAGGUGGCUGCAUUCUUGGCAAUGGUCAUGGGAACCCACACCCUCCAGGGGCGGCUCCAGAGGGACUGUAGCCAUCAGCUCAGCUGCUGCCCCAGCAAAGGGCAGGACCUGCCUGAAGAGUGGCUGAAGUGGAGCACUAUGCUUGUCUCUCCCCCAGAGCCUGCCAGCCUCACCUCCCACCCAGGAUCCUGCAAGGCCAGCGAAGAUGGACCCCUCAACAGCAGGGCCAUCUCCCCUUGGAGAUACGAGUUGGACAGAGACUUGAACCGGCUCCCCCAGGACCUGUACCAUGCCCGCUGCCUGUGCCCCCACUGCGUCAGCCUCCGGACGGGCUCCCACAUGGAUCCCCUGGGCAACUCGGAGCUGCUGUAUCACAACCAGACUGUCUUCUACCGGAGGCCAUGCAAUGGCAAGCAACAGGCCCACAAUGGCUACUGCCUGGAGCGCAGGCUCUACCGGGUCUCCUUGGCUUGUGUGUGCGUGCGGCCCCGUGUGAUGGCCUAGUAGUGCCUGCCUGAGGCUGGUCCCCUACUGGGAAAAUUGGAGCCAAGUGUACAGCCAGUUGUUAAGAGGUGGGCCAGGACACUCAAGUAUUCUGCAAAGCACCACCUGGAACAGCUGGACCUUGGAACAGGAUGGAAGGCUUUGGAGAGAACAGAACUUUUACAAUUUUUGGAAGCACUUUAUAAAGGGAGCAGCUGCUGCUUAGGGCUGCUGGAAGCUGGUGUCUUGGCAUUUCCUCUUAGGAAAAGUCUUCAAAGCUCUGCCCAUUUCUUGAGGCCACCACUCAUAUCUUCUCCUCCCAUCCCCCACUGCCCUGGCGCAGCACAAGCAUUUUCUUGAUAUUUCCCCUUUGCCACUGGACAGCCCUUCAUUUUGUUCAUUUAUUCAUCAGACACUCAGUGAGCAUCUACUUUGGGCACAUUCUGGUGUGGUUAUUAGUCUUUUGAUAUGGAUAAUUCUAAGGAAGAAGCUGUUAUUGAACGUGGAG
Molecule: messenger RNA, 1023 nt
Organism: Nycticebus coucang (slow loris)
Lineage: Eukaryota; Metazoa; Chordata; Mammalia; Primates; Lorisidae
Gene: IL25
Product: interleukin 25
Exons: 3
Coding region: 27-536 (169 amino acids)
Cellular component (GO): extracellular region
Molecular function (GO): cytokine activity
Source: RefSeq, a predicted model, not a curated record